UAUUAACUUAACCACCAACAUUUUGAUUUGUAUUAUUAUUACGAAAUGCUCAAUUGUAAACAAAACAGUCCGGGAAGUCAUUUUGAAAUGUGGACUUUUUGUAAGGCCUGCCACAAUCGCACACAAAGUCUGCUUUUUGACCAAAAGCUCUUGGUAAUCAUUAACAAUGCUGAAGCUAGAACAACUUCAACAGUAUACUUUUGUUGUUACUGGCUUCAGGACAAAAUGGACAUAAGAUGUCUUGCUUUAUGGGCUGUGGUUCAGUGUCUCUUUGCAGCUGUGAAUGUUACCAAUAUUCGAGGCUGCCCCCCUCUGAACAUCCUGAAUGGUUACUUUGUCUCUGAUCAAAACUCACUGUACAAGGACACACAGCUGUACUAUGCCUGUGAUGAGGGCUUUAUGCCAGUGGAAGGCAGCUGGUGGGGAACACUCACCUGUCAAAAUGGACAAUGGUCUUCAAAACCAGGGUGUAUUGAGAAUACGGCCUGCUUUGAUCCAAAGAUUGACAAUGGCAUCUAUGAAAAAGCCACAGUGUACCUAAACAACACUACACUGAGAAUAAAAUGUAAGCCUGGAUAUGCGGACAAGAAAAGCCAUGCUGUAGCCCAGUGUGAAAACGGACAAUGGAAGAAGUUACCAGUCUGUGACAAGCAAGACACUUCGUGUGGGCCACCUCCACGAAUCCCAAACUCUGUCAUAAUUAACAAGGAAUACAGUGAUAUUUUUCCCGUGGAGACAGAAGUGUUCUACAAAUGUCAGACUGGAUUUGAACUGCACAUGGAUACAAAUAAUUCUGUGUGCAGCCAUGGCCAGUGGUAUCCACGUCCUUCAUGCAGGGAAAAACAGACACACCAGGACAGGACGGAGUCUGGAGGUAAAGCUGCUCCAAUCCCCUCUGGGUCUAAGGACAUUCAUCUGCAACUAUUCACUAGAAUCAACAGAUGUGGCCAUAUUCCCCAAAUAAACUUUGGAUCUUUGACUAUUGAUGAAGGUCAGAUGUUUGUGUCAUAUCAAUGUGAUCAAUGGUUCAAACUCAAAGGAAACAGCAUAGUGAGAUGUUUCAAUGGCCAGUGGACCCAACCACCCACGUGUGAAGUUGACUACUGUAAGCUGGACACUUCUAAACAUGAGCAUCUGACCAACAUGGGCAAUGUUUAUAUUAAAAGUGGAACCAAAAUGAAAUUGCAUUGUCCUGGUAUAUUUCGCAAUGCAUAUGCCAAAUGCCUUGAGAACCAACUGCAUUUGUCUGACUGUUGUUUGGGUUUAACACAUUCCAUGAACAUGUGUGAUUAUAGUCCAAUACAGUAGUGACCUGUGGAAAAAAACUGGUGCUCACUGACGGAAAACUGCACAUCCCAGUUGAAGACGUAUACAACGAUAACAUCUUGAUUGCUGUCAAGUGAUUUUCCAUCACUAACAUUUAUUUGUAACUACAGAAAAAAGUUGGGGAAACAUAAUUUAGUAGUUUAGUACUUUAUUACGUAACAAGUGCGUCCAUUCACAGUCCAUUAUGUGAUGUACAGAAUAAAACAUAAUUGUUUCUCUUGAA
Periophthalmus magnuspinnatus is the source of this 1549-nucleotide messenger RNA. Its product is annotated as complement factor H-related protein 4-like. The transcript has 10 exons. The coding region runs from base 46 to 1308 and encodes 420 amino acids. NCBI's taxonomy places the organism in Eukaryota, Metazoa, Chordata, Actinopteri, Gobiiformes, Gobiidae. The record is from RefSeq and is a predicted model, not a curated record.